This is a messenger RNA of Penicillium riverlandense, 717 nucleotides long. RefSeq lists its product as uncharacterized. The transcript is spliced from 3 exons. The record is from RefSeq and is a predicted model, not a curated record. Lineage: Eukaryota; Fungi; Ascomycota; Eurotiomycetes; Eurotiales; Aspergillaceae. Bases 1 to 717 code for a protein of 238 amino acids.
AUGGCGGCCCCGAACUACGCCAAUCCAGACUCUCUCACGGAGCUCUCGACAAUGCUCGAGCGUACGCUCAUCGACACCGGGCGCCUCUUCAGGAAGCCAGCUUCCAUGCCCUCCAAGACCACGCUGCAGCGGUCCAUCCCCGCCUACUACGAGAGUUUCCAAGAGGCCCUGGACAACCUCUCGGAGCAGAUUUUCAUGGCAAAAGCAUUUCUGGAGAAAGAUUACGAGGCCAUCAAGGCCCAAACGGCACCCCAGCCCGUGGAAGAUGUGGUCAUGGGCGAUGCCGAGCCCAGCAAGGUCAAGCUAGAGGCGGAGAAGGCCCCGGUCGACGACCACCCGGUCGAACCCAAGAUAGAGGAGCAGCCAGCAGUAGCACCGACCAUUCCAGAGACUCACGCCGACACGCCCAUUAAAGAGGAAAAAGAAGCGGAACCCGUUCCGGGAGAGAUCGACUUUGAUUCCGUGCUUAAUGACAACGCGGGUGGCCCCAAUGACUUUGAUCUAAAUCUGGAUUUCGGGGAUGAUGCGCUGGGGAAUCAAGCUUUCCUCUCGGGAUCGACAUUCGACAAGGCGAAACCACCCGAUGGUGGUGGUGGGGGGGAGUCUUUGACCUGGAGCUGCAGAAGGACGGGGAUCCGGAGAUCAUGGGCGAGUCGAGCUUUGAUGACCUGUUCCUUGAAACGGACCAGCUCGGGGAGGGCGAUCUUGGGCAGUUAG